AUGAGCAUCGGAGAAUCGAGAACAGUAUCGGCCUGUCGUUAUUGGCCGCCUCGACGCAGUUUCUGUUGCUUGUGGCGCUCAUCCUCCACUCCUCAAACCUUAACUACCACGAUCCUUUCCUCUCGCGGACAUUGGGGCGUCCAUUGUCAUCCAACGUCGCCUGUCGUGUGCUCCAUCGAGCCGGUAAUCCGACUUUGA
Colletotrichum orchidophilum is the source of this 198-nucleotide messenger RNA. RefSeq lists its product as uncharacterized. NCBI's taxonomy places the organism in Eukaryota, Fungi, Ascomycota, Sordariomycetes, Glomerellales, Glomerellaceae. The transcript has a single exon. The coding region runs from base 1 to 198 and encodes 65 amino acids. The record is from RefSeq and is a predicted model, not a curated record.